Messenger RNA from Clarias gariepinus (North African catfish), 5542 nucleotides. RefSeq names its product glycerol-3-phosphate dehydrogenase 2 (mitochondrial) (gene gpd2). Gene Ontology annotation, cellular component: glycerol-3-phosphate dehydrogenase (FAD) complex; mitochondrion. The coding region runs from base 157 to 2337 and encodes 726 amino acids. The record is from RefSeq and is a predicted model, not a curated record. Gene Ontology annotation, molecular function: glycerol-3-phosphate dehydrogenase (quinone) activity; calcium ion binding. The transcript has 17 exons. Lineage: Eukaryota; Metazoa; Chordata; Actinopteri; Siluriformes; Clariidae. Gene Ontology annotation, biological process: glycerol-3-phosphate metabolic process.
GAAUGUCCCAGCGGCAGCUGAAUGGUCAGGCGUUUUCUAUUUCUGACGUUUGGUCACGUCGGGGUCUCCUCUAACUCACAGAUGGGACAGAAGACCUUUUGGUGAAGGAGACAAAUAUAAACUAGAGGUUGGAAGCACAGGUUUCAUACUGGACCAAUGGCAUUUCGGAAGGCAGUGAAAGGGACCCUGAUAGGGGGCGGAGCCAUCGCUACAGUCUUUGGCCUGUCACAGUUCCUGGAAUACAGGAGGACUCGGGCUCGGCUGGCGUACGUGGAGGCUGAAGGGCAGCUCAAGAUGCCGUUUGAGGACAGGCUGCCGACGCGUGAGGAACAGAUUGCCUCGCUCCAGAACACGCCCGAAUUCGACGUGCUGGUGGUGGGUGGUGGAGCUACAGGAUCAGGAUGCGCUUUAGACGCAGUCACACGAAAUCUUAAGACAGCCCUGGUGGAGAGGAGCGAUUUCUCAUCAGGCACCAGCAGCAGGAGCACCAAGCUGAUCCACGGAGGAGUGCGCUAUCUGCAGAAGGCCAUCAUGAAGCUAGAUUAUGAACAGUACAUGAUGGUGAAAGAGGCCCUCCAUGAGCGCGCUAACCUUCUGGAGAUCGCGCCUCACCUGUCCGCUCCACUACCCAUCAUGCUCCCUGUCUACAAGUGGUGGCAGCUGCCGUAUUACUGGGCCGGGAUAAAGAUGUACGACCUGGUGGCUGGGAGUCAGUGCCUGAAGAGCAGUUACAUCCUGAGCAAGAGCAAAGCCCUGGAGCUUUUCCCCAUGCUGAAGAAGGACAAGCUGGUCGGAGCCAUCGUCUACUACGACGGCCAGCACAACGAUUCCCGCAUGAAUUUAGCGAUCGCACUGACGGCAGCUCGCUACGGCGCCGCCGUCGCUAACUACACGGAAGUGACGCAGCUGCUGAAGGCUACGGACCCGGUCACGGGGAAAGAGAAAGUAUGUGGAGCGCGCUGCCGAGACAUGAUCACGGGCCGGGAGUUUAACGUUCGUGCCAAGUGCGUCAUCAACGCCACGGGCCCCUUCACCGACUCGCUGCGCAAAAUGGACAACGAGACGACGGCCAACAUCUGCCAGCCGAGCGCCGGCGUGCACAUCGUCAUCCCCGGAUACUACAGCCCAGACAACAUGGGGCUUUUGGAUCCGGCCACCAGCGAUGGGCGUGUCAUCUUCUUCCUGCCCUGGGAGAAAAUGACUAUCGCCGGGACGACGGACACGCCCACCGACGUGACGGCCCACCCCAUCCCCAUGGAGGAGGACAUCAACUUCAUCCUGAGCGAGGUGCGACACUACCUCAGCCCUGACGUCGAAGUGCGAAGAGGCGAUGUCCUGGCAGCCUGGAGCGGCAUCCGUCCACUGGUCACUGACCCCAACUCUAAAGACACCCAGUCCAUCUGCCGCAACCACGUCGUCAACAUCAGCGAGAGCGGCCUGGUCACCAUCGCCGGUGGCAAGUGGACCACCUACCGCUCCAUGGCUGAAGAGACCCUGGACGCUGCGAUAAAAGAACACAAGCUUCAGGCCGGACCAAGCAGAACCGUGGGCCUGCUUCUGGAAGGAGGGAAGGACUGGACCCCAACUCUUUACAUCAGACUGGUGCAGGACUACGGUCUCGAGAACGAGGUCGCCCAGCACCUCGCCGCGACGUACGGAGGGAGGGCGUUCGAAGUCGCCAAGAUGGCGCAGGUGACAGGAAAGAGGUGGCCGAUAGUGGGGAAACGCCUGGUGUCAGAAUUCCCCUACAUCGAGAGCGAGGUGAUGUACGGUAUUAAAGAGUACGCCUGCACAGCCAUAGACAUGAUCUCGCGGCGGACGCGUCUGGGUUUCCUGAACGUGCAGGCGGCUGAUGAAGCUCUCCCGCGCGUGGUGGAGAUCAUGGCCAAGGAGCUGAAGUGGAGCGAGGAAGGGAAGAAGGAGGAACUGAAGGCAGCUAAACAGUUUCUGUACCAGGAGAUGGGCUACAAAGCUCGUUCUGAGCAGCUCACCAAGACGUCUGAGAUCUCACUCACACCCGAGCAAGUGGCCAGGUAUAAGAAGCGCUUCUAUAAGUUUGACAAAGAGAGCAAAGGUUUCAUUACGACGUUAGAUGUGCAGCAAGUCCUGGAGAAACUGAGCGUUCAGAUCGACGAGAACGCCCUCCACGAGAUCCUCAACGAGGUCGAUCUGAACAAAAACGGACAGGUGGAACUGGACGAGUUCCUGCAGCUCAUGAGUGCGGUUCAGAGGGGACAGAUCUCCGACAGCAGACUGGCCAUCCUGAUGAAGACGGCGGAGGAGAGCUUGGACUCCAGGCGACCGGUGUCUGUGGACCGCAGCGGCGGAGGAGUGUGAGGCCCGAGAACUUCGACCAGAGUCACAGAUCUCAGGAGGUGUCCACUUGGACAAGUGGGAAAAAAAUAACUAAAAAUUGCUUUGUUUCAUUUUCAUUAAUUUUAAGCUUGCAUCGCAUUUAUUUAACGCAAUUAUUUAACAGUAAAAGUUUUGGAUAUGCAUGAUCUCUUAAUCAUUGAGGCUGCAAAUUCAGACAACAUUUACUUGAGCCUGUGCUGAAACCGCGUCAUCGUGACCUGACGACCAUCUGAGCAAUCAAAAAUGAUAACGAUUAAGCAAACUAUAAAAUGGUUAGGGUUUGUUUCUCAAUAGCGUCGGUGUAAUUGCCGGUCCUGGAUGCUUGAUGUUUUAUUAAAUUCCAUACUUUAAAAUUGUUUCUACUGUAUAAGCAUUCACGGCCCAGAACGCAAACCCACGAACCCGUGUCCACGUUAGAGCAACGCCAAGUGAGUUGUAAUUGUUACUAUUAUGACAACAAUGUUUCAUUGGGAACUCUGAACCUUUUAACACUACACUCACAAGACUGUAUACUAAAUUACAACCCACGCCGCGUUAUAAUCGUUUAUUUAGUUGUGACGCACUUGAACAUUAUUCCCGGGAAACAUUCUUUUAGGAUAAUGAUGUUGGCAAGAAAAUGUGGGUCAUAUCAACAACACUUUUCCGAAGUUUGUUAUAGAAUAUUAAUAUAGAAUAUUACCUGGUGAUCGCAGGAUCUGUGAAGUUGUUUAAACACACAAACGUCGGUUAUAAUCGUUUUCCAUUUUCUAUUUCGCAAAUUAAGCUUGUUUGAAAACAGGUCAGUGUUGAAAACCCUGCGGUUGAAUAUUUGGCAACCCAAGAACAGAGACACUCGCGCACACACUACAGGUUUGUAUGCUAGCGCAGUCGUGAACGUUUAUAAUAAUGAACGUUUUAAUUGGGAAUACUUUUACAACACGGCCGUCCAGUCGUUUUACUGAUUUUGGUUUGACCCUCAUUCCCGGGAACUUUUUUUUUUUUUUGGGAAAAAGUACAGGAAUCGUAACACUGUUUUGGGGUCCAGGGAUACUAUAGUGUUUUGUUAUUCUUAUUUUGAUUAUAAUUGAUUAAACAUGCAAUGAAAGUCUAUGGCAGGCAACAGAACAGUCAACGAGCAUUUUAAUUUUUUUAUGAAACAUGGGACACUGGAUCAGUUUCACACUUCAUCUGAUCAGUCUUUUAAGUCUGAUAAAAAAUCGGACAAUUUAUUCCGGAAGUGCUUUAAUUUCCUUUGAAUCUGUGGGUCAUCUAUUGAGUUUGAUUGAUUCCAGGUUUGCUAUAUUGCAGUGGCCACGAUAUUGUGAAACUCGAGUCAUCACCGAACUCGAGUUACGUGACCACGAAACCAGGCCUAAAACAAAAGCUAGCAAUGAGUACACGUAUGUAAUUCAUAACCAAAAUCAGACGAGAAAGUUAACAGCGAUGCCAAGGAAGAAGAAUUGAGGCCGUGUCUAAUAAAGUUCAUUUCCAUUAUCAAGUAGAAGAGUUUAAGGUUAUUCCACCAUCAGAGUGACGAUGAAUAGAGAAUAUCAAAUGCUCAUGAAAACAUUAAACUGAAUCACUUGAAUAAUCAUUGAACAGAACUACUACUACUACUACUAGGUGCUUGGACCCCUUAAUCACUGUUUGAAUGUAAAUAUGAUUUACUGUUCAGCCUCAAAGUUGAAAUUAUCAUCAUUGGUGAUGAUAAAAAUGGAAGAUUUAACCCACUAUCUCUUGACCACACCCGAAAGAUCGCGCGUCCACGUCAGAUGUCGUUUUACCAGCAGGUGGUGCUGUUAUUAGCUAUAGUGCUAGUUAGAUUGUUAGAAACCAUCGCGUUAUGAAAAUAAAACGUCGUUUAAAUCUUUAUAAUACAGUUGGAAGUCUUACACACUGUUAAUAAAUUUUUUUUUUUGGCAUCCUUGAGUAAAUUUUGAGCUGAAAUACGCUGCAAAACUUGUUUUCGUUGGUUUCGUUACUAGCGUGCGUUAUAUUGUCGUUAACAAAUUGUUGCUUCGUAAACUUGUGCAAUAAUAAUAAUAAUUGAACUCUGCUCUGAUGCUCCGUCACAAACGCAUGCGGUGCCAUUAACGUUCAUAGCUGGUUAGCAUGACUGGUGUGUGUACAGUAUGAGUGAGACGAGUGCCGUCCUCGUGUCCUAGUAUCCUAGCACAUGUAUUAUAUUAUAUUAUAUUAUAUUAUAUUAUAUUAUAUUAUAUUAUAUUAUGUCAUAUUACAGUUCUAUAGCUGUGCCAUUAUUUAAGGUUGUACAAUGUGAUAGUACAAGGACACUCCUGAGCGAUUGUAUGGGAGAACGUGAUACCGUGGGCGGAGCUACUGUGAUGCACUUUUCCUGCACGUCUUCUUCUUCUUCCUGUCUAAGUUUACACUCGCUGCACAAUUUCACACAUGCACUAAUACAAUACUGAUAUUGGUAUUGAGACUGAUUCUCCAGCACUCCUGCCGUUUACCUGGUCUGUCUACAGUACUGUGCAUGUCUUAUCGAAAUACUAAACCAAAUGAAAAAGUUUAUUAUUUCAUAAUUUUAGUGCUUGGACACUGUGAUCGCUUCCUAGCACGGUCGUGUGCCAAUAGCACUAGAAUGUAUUACUCAUUUGUGCUUUUAUUAAAUUGUUUUGCGUUGCUUAAUUAAGAUCUUGGAUAAUAUUUAAUUGCUGUCUUUUUUUUUCUUUGCCUGAAUACGCACAAUGUUUUCGGACCAGUGUCAAUUAACCAAAAAGAAAAUAACUUUUUGUAGUCUUGAAUCUUUACAGCUUGUUGCUAGUUGCAUGAUUAUAAUUAUUAUUAUUGUUAUUUUAAUCUAACUAUUAUUAUCAUUAUUAGUGUUAUAAUAAUCAUUAGGAUUAGUAUAUAUGUUUCAGGAGUUACAUACCAUGUACUACUGCGCUCUUCAGUUUGUGCUAGCUUUAGCGUUUAUACGGAAGACAUUUAAUGUGCCUUGUUUUCUAGCAAGAAGUCACUGAUGAUGAUUGCACAAUUAUAUAUUUUACUGUUUUAAUUCCUUUGUCUAUGUUAUUACUGUUACCGUUCAUACAAUAACUUUUGUGAUGUUCUCCGGUGCCAGUGUUCAGCGUACAGUAUGACAGUGUUGACUGAUUGUGUGUGUCGUAUGCGGAUGAUAUUUCACUCUAUUCAUUCUUGAAAGAGAAUCCAGAAUUAACACAAUUAAACACAAUUAAACAUA